Beauveria bassiana ARSEF 2860 is the source of this 336-nucleotide messenger RNA. RefSeq lists its product as uncharacterized. NCBI's taxonomy places the organism in Eukaryota, Fungi, Ascomycota, Sordariomycetes, Hypocreales, Cordycipitaceae. The transcript has a single exon. The coding region runs from base 1 to 336 and encodes 111 amino acids. The record is from RefSeq and is a predicted model, not a curated record.
AUGGUUUCUCACGUCCUCCUCACCAUCCUGGCCGCCGCCGCCGGAACCGCCCUCGCCACUCCCAUCGAUGUCCGCGACGCCGCCGUCGUGGAGGAAUCCUGCACCACCACCGUCUUUCACGCUGCCCAGUACACCUUUGGCCCGACCCAGACAGUCUGGACCGAGACCGCGACUGCCACGCAAGAGGUUGACUGCCACGGCUGCGACGCCAUUGAGACGUCGUACAUGAAUUUCGGACCUGGACCCGUCGUCUUCUUCACCACCACGGUCACGGCCGCGACGCCCUCGACGACGACCGAGAUGGUGUGCAGCAGCACCCCGACUGGAGAUGCUUAA